Paraphaeosphaeria sporulosa is the source of this 1464-nucleotide messenger RNA. Its product is annotated as thiol-specific monooxygenase. The coding region runs from base 1 to 1464 and encodes 487 amino acids. The record is from RefSeq and is a predicted model, not a curated record. The transcript has 3 exons. Gene Ontology annotation, molecular function: N,N-dimethylaniline monooxygenase activity; NADP binding; flavin adenine dinucleotide binding. Lineage: Eukaryota; Fungi; Ascomycota; Dothideomycetes; Pleosporales; Didymosphaeriaceae.
AUGGAGACCGUCACAUAUAUCAGGUCGGUGGCUGUCAUCGGUGCUGGACCAGCUGGUACCGCAGCGGUGAAAUAUCUAAAAGCAGAGAAUUGCUUUGACAGAAUCGCAGCAUUCGAGCAACGCGAUGAAGUAGGAGGUGUAUGGAAUUUUACUGGCAAUGUGUCCCAACAAUACCAAUCAGAUCUCACCAUCCCGAGAACAAAACCCGCAGAGUCGGUGGAAAGACCAGUCUCGGUGCGGACACCCUCAGGCCUGAUGACGCAUUUAUUUCCGUCCCCGAUAUAUGACGCCCUGGAAACAAACAUCCCGCACACGUUGAUGGGUUUUACCGAUAAGCCCUUCCCCAAAGAUUGCCCACUGUUUCCUCCCUUUGGCACUGUUAAGCAAUAUCUCGAAGAGUAUGCGGAUGAUAUAAGGACUCAUAUCAGGCUCGCAUCGCAGGUUGAGCAGGUUCGAAUCAGCACUAGCGAUGAUGCACACAAACCGCAAUGGAAUCUGAGCUACACAGACUUGUCCUCGGGAAGAAAAUGCGAGGAAUGCUUUGACGCAGUCGUUUGCGCGAGUGGCCACUAUUCGGAUCCUUACAUUCCAAAUAUACCCGGGAUUUCCGAAUUCGACGCUGCUCAUCCUGGCGUUAUAUCGCACUCGAAAUACUAUCGGAAUCCGAGACCAUAUUCGGAUAAGAAGGUCAUCAUUGUGGGUAACUCAGCCUCAGGCAUAGACAUAUCGAGACAGAUAUGUGCUUUCACGGCGCAUGUUAUUGUCUCGGAGAAAGAGAAGUCAACGACCUUGCACAGCGACUCAGGCUCCAUCAUGUAUCGACCAGAGAUUGCCGAGUUCAUUGCUGAAAAUAGGACAUUACGUUUCGUCAAUGGUGAAGAAGAGAUCGAGGUUGAUCACAUUAUCUUCUGCACCGGCUAUCAGUAUUCGUUUCCAUUCCUCAGAGACCUGCAUCAGCCCGUUGCCACCACAGGGGAACGGACGAGCCACGUCUACCAGCACAUUUUCUACUAUCCCCGGCCCACUCUGGCAUUUUUGACUUUACCUCAGCGUAUCGUACCCUUUCCGAUCGCUGAGGCGCAGGCAGCGUAUAUUGCGCGAGUAUUUUCUGGACGUUUGACGCUGCCUACUUUCGCAGAAAUGAAAGCCUGGGAACGUGGCGUUUUGCAAACGAAAGACAGCAAAGCUUUUCACAAUCUCGGAUAUCCCGAGGAUGUUGAUUACAUCAAUACGUUGUACCACAUUAGCAUGAGUGCUAGGGUCUGUGAGACGAGGGGCGCAGGGAAGACCCCACCCUUCUGGGACGAGGAGAAGAGAUGGACGAGGCAACAGUUCCCGAUGAUCAAGCAGGCAGCGUUGAAGCUAGGCGAAAAUAGGUGCGAUGUGCGCUGCAUGAGAGAUCUCGGUUUUGACUUUGAAGCCUGGAAAAGAGAAGAGCACUUGAAGCAGAAAGUUGGUCCGUAG